AUGGCCACUUAUCCCAACAACGUCAAUGUGGUUGGAAAAAGCAUUGACGAUGAUGACAAUUGUAAUGAGUUGGUUCCUACUUUAAACAUGUGUUUUGACACAAUGGAAGAAGCAAAGAAAUUUUAUUCGGUGUACGGGAGAAGAUGUCGUUUUGGCGUCCGAACCAGAACUUCUAAAAAGGAUGACAACAACGAAUUGUACUACUUGAGAUUGGUUUGUUCUAGGGAAGGUAAAUAUGUUUCCACCAUUCGUCCAGAGGUGAAAACUCUGCCUAGUCAGACUAAUCAAUGUCCUACUGGAAUAACCAUUGCACGAAAAGAGGACAAAUGGUUUUUAAGGACUGUGGUUGUAGAGCACAGUCAUGACCUGUGUCCACAAACCUCCAAUCUAAUCCGUUCUAAUAGACAAUUAAACAUGCAUGCCAAACACACUUUGGGGGUGAAUGAUGAUGCCGAUGUACGUAUUAAUAAGAGUUUCCUUAGCAUAGUUAGUGAAGCUGGUGGAUAUGAAAACAUGGAAUUUGUGGAGUGGGAUGUUAGGAACUUCAUUGGUCAACAUAGAAGGUCACUGUGUAAGGAGGGUGAUGGACAAGCAUUGCUACAUCACUUUUCAAAAAUGAGAGAGCUCAAUAAUGAUUUCUUCUACGACAUAUAA
Vigna umbellata (rice bean) is the source of this 654-nucleotide messenger RNA. RefSeq names its product protein FAR1-RELATED SEQUENCE 4-like. The record is from RefSeq and is a predicted model, not a curated record. NCBI's taxonomy places the organism in Eukaryota, Viridiplantae, Streptophyta, Magnoliopsida, Fabales, Fabaceae.